GAAUAUUCGAUGCCUAUAUUUCUUAUAUUUUAUGUGCAUUUUAUAAUAGUUACAUUUGUUAAGUUUAUGAGAACCAAGAUUAAUUAGCAGAUUUUUGGCUAAUUUAAAAGUAUAGAUUUAUAGUGUUUUAAAUAGUUUCUAAACUUAUAUUAAAUAACAAAAUUUUAUUAUAAAUAUUUUUAGUUUUAGUUAAUUUCCAUAUCUAUUCCCCAAAAUUGUUAGAUUAAUGAUUUUACUAUUAUGAUUUUGUUUUCAUAUCAUACUAUGUGCUUUGUUAUUGUGCUUCUUUAUUUAAAUUCAAAGAAAUAAUGUAAUAACAUAAGGACAUAUUUUAUAACAGAAAUCAAUUAGUUUCGUGAACUGCUAGUGUUUGGCCGUAGUGUUUGUUUUAAAUCGAUUAGUAACAACAAUUAACAUAAUCAACUUAGUGUGUUCCUUAUAAAUAGGAGUAGAGAUAUUUUGAUUGAUUAAGACAAAUAUUAAAUAAAAUAUAUUAUUAAUGAAUGGGUUCAACAUAUAAGUAGAUUUUUUAAAAAUCAUUCCCGUUUAAUAAUAUAUAGAUAAUAGAGAAAGCUUGACCUGUGUUAUCUAGUCUAGAGGGACUUGGGUGUUUGAACGAGCCCAUUGGGCUGCAAAAUCAAGAAAGGAUUUUUGGAACCAAGCUGAUCAAAUUUGUCAGAGAAUAUGACACGUUGCCGGACCAAACUUAACAAAACAAUACCAUUUGGCUCAAAAUUAAACAAAUAUAUAAAGUCUAGGGUCCAUAAUGUAAUUUUCAGUAUUAUCCCUCUCCUUAUCUUAUUUUUUAACGGACAUCAAAAUCAGAUUAGUUCCAUCUCCGUCGACAACUGUCGCAACCCUAACAAACCCAAAAAUCCUUUGACAAAAAUACCCUUACUACAAGGGAAACAAAAUUGAAAAAAGGAAAUUGACAAGUUACUUGGAUACUAAGCAACUACGUUAUUUCCUUUUUUACGACUCACCACUAUCGCUAUAUAUGUUCUACUAGCACUCUCAUUCUUUCCUUUAUUUCUUCUUUUGCUCGUUUAUCAUUCAUCAAACCCUAAGCCACCUGAGAGAAUCAACAAACGAAGAAAGAACAAGAUGAAGGAUUUGAUUGCUGCUGCCCUCAAGAGUACUUACGACACUCGGAGCCCCGGUGGAGUCGAACGAUGCAUCGAUCUGUUGAUUCGGUUGAAGUCUAUGUCUCUCUCAGUCAAGGACAUUCUUUACUUCUCCAAGUCGAUCUUCAAACUCGAGACUUUGAGAAGGCAUCGAAACCCUAGAAUCCGGGAAGUAUCUCACUCUUUGCUUACUUCCUUGUUGAAGACGCUCUACUCGCAAGGAUCAGACAAAUCUGCCGGUCUUAACGCAGUUAGUCUGAAGAGGAAAGAGGCAAAGACCGGGUCUUUGACGAAUAAAAGGGCAAAGACCAAUCUUUUGGUUUCGGACCAGAAACAAGAUCACAAAACUCUCGCUCGGGAACCUGUGGUAAGGAGGACUGAGACAAAGAAGACCGAUGCUUGCAUGUCUGUUACGACCAAGCCUGUUACUACCACGGCUCUUCCUCAGCAAUCGAGACGGGACAUCAAAGAUGGUAAGGUUACAACCAAAACCUUGAUUCCUCCUCCGAGGAGAGUCGCUGCUUGCAAAAGCGUUCCAGCGAAAGCUUCUAGAAACCCUAAAACAGAGGAGAUGGUGGAGUUGUUCGAAGCAGCCAAGAAAGCGGCUGACGUGGCCAACGCUAAGGGUAUUCUCUCCGGCAAAGCAGACGCGUUGAGGUGUGUUGAAGCUAUCUCAUUACUCAUGAAGAUGAACGUCACUCCAAAACCUAAUGAGCCAAGGAGGAUGAUUGAGAGGCUGGAGAGACUUGCCAAGCACAAGGACCGUACGAUUUGCAGUGCUGCGACAGCCCUUCUUCAGCUUUGGAGGCAGAGGAUCAGAGAAGAAGAACGUAAAGAGUCUUCUGCCAUCAAGAACCCUCGUAGAGUUCAACGAACAUGCGGUCAGGGCUUCACAAGAGAAUCUACAAAGGCAAUGAAGUUAGUGAUGUGA
This is a messenger RNA of Brassica napus (rape), 2055 nucleotides long. RefSeq lists its product as uncharacterized. NCBI's taxonomy places the organism in Eukaryota, Viridiplantae, Streptophyta, Magnoliopsida, Brassicales, Brassicaceae. Gene Ontology annotation, cellular component: nucleus. The record is from RefSeq and is a predicted model, not a curated record. The transcript has a single exon. Bases 1105 to 2055 code for a protein of 316 amino acids.